UACAGGUGAGAAGAUAUGCCUACUGGCUCUUUGUUUUCAUAAAGGAAGAGGGUUUCAUUUAACUUUGUUUAUUCUUGUGUUACAGAAAGGUAUCCAUGAGUGGAACUUCAGCGCUGCGUCCAUCAGGGGAGUAAGCAUUUCGAAGUUUGAAGAACGGUGCUGUUUUCUGUAUGUGCUGCACAAUUCUGAUGACUUUCAAAUCUAUUUCUGCACGGAAGUUCAUUGUAGAAGGUUUUUUGAUAUGGUGAACAGCAUCACUGAAGAAAUAGGGAAGUCUACAGAGGAAGGAGAAUGUGAUGGAGACUCCCUGGAGUAUGACUAUGAAUAUGAUGAAAAUGGCGAGCGAGUCGUUCUGGGGAAAGGAACUUAUGGCAUUGUGUAUGCAGGACGAGAUUUGAGCAAUCAAGUCAGAAUUGCUAUUAAAGAAAUCCCAGAGAGAGAUAGCAGAUACUCCCAACCUCUGCAUGAAGAAAUAGCCUUGCAUAAGCAUCUCAAACACAAGAACAUUGUCCAGUAUUUGGGGUCUCUUAGUGAGAAUGGUUUCAUUAAGAUAUUCAUGGAGCAGGUGCCUGGUGGCAGUCUUUCUGCUCUUCUACGAUCAAAAUGGGGACCAUUAAAAAAUAAUGAGCAGACAAUUGGCUUUUACACUAAGCAGAUUCUCGAAGGAUUAAAAUACCUCCAUGAUAAUCAAAUAGUGCAUCGAGACAUAAAGGGUGAUAAUGUGCUUAUCAACACUUACAGUGGAGUGUUAAAAAUUUCAGACUUUGGAACUUCAAAGAGACUUGCGGGAAUCAACCCUUGUACUGAAACUUUCACUGGUACCCUUCAGUAUAUGGCACCAGAAAUAAUUGACAAAGGGCCACGUGGUUAUGGGAAGGCUGCAGACAUCUGGUCUUUGGGAUGUACUAUAAUUGAGAUGGCUACAGGGAAACCCCCAUUUUAUGAACUGGGAGAACCGCAAGCAGCUAUGUUUAAGGGGUAA
Messenger RNA from Meleagris gallopavo (turkey), 982 nucleotides. The record is from RefSeq and is a predicted model, not a curated record. Lineage: Eukaryota; Metazoa; Chordata; Aves; Galliformes; Phasianidae.